Molecule: messenger RNA, 1583 nt
Organism: Dalotia coriaria
Lineage: Eukaryota; Metazoa; Arthropoda; Insecta; Coleoptera; Staphylinidae
Product: CKLF-like MARVEL transmembrane domain-containing protein 4
Exons: 4
Coding region: 165-704 (179 amino acids)
Cellular component (GO): membrane
Source: RefSeq, a predicted model, not a curated record
GAUGAAUACACACAAACACACAGUGGCAGCAAAAAUGUUCGGCACGCCUCUCCACUAACAAGAGUCUCGGUUUACUCCACGAUUAUUUUUGUAGCGUAGUUGCGUAGGCCCUUUUAGAGGCGUUUUAACCGCGAAUCUAGAACAUCGCAUAAACAUUAUCAAAAAUGGCAGAAGCUGCCUUUCCAAGUCAACAUACCACUACAACUGUAACAACCAGUACAACAGUCCAAACCAACCUUCGUUAUGAUCCAUUAUAUCUUAGAACAGUGCCUGGAAUUCUUAAACUAUGUCAAGUUAUAUUGAAUAUUUUGGGUUUUAUUUGCAUUGAAGCUAGUGGUGUACAUAGCUCAGCAUCAAGAGGAUCAUUCUUCAUUUUUGUGGCAACCACAGCAUUUUGGUUCACUGGCAUUCUACUUGUAUUUUACCUCUUUCAUGUAAUUGAAAAGUUCUUUAAAAUUCCAUGGCUGAAGAUUGAAGGAAUCUUUUGUGCAACUUGGGUGUUACUUUAUUUGAUUGCAUCUUGUUUGGCAGCCACAUAUGCAGUGGAAGGCUUCAGAGUGGCAGCUUUCUUUGGUUUCUGUGCAAUGGUGGCAUAUGGAUAUGAUGCUUUCCUGAAGUAUCAUGGAGUGCGCCAAGGCGAACUGGCGCAAGGAGAAAGGGCGAUUAAUAAACAAAUCACAACGAUUACCUCACCAGCGUAUUAAUAAUACGAUUUUUUUGUUUAAUUUGAUGAUUAGCAGUCUAAAUCGGUUAAAUUCCGACUGAUUCAGACAAUUACACUACACUCAUAUCAAAUUAUAUCAAAUCACAUUUGCAUUUUACAUGUACCUUUUUGAUAGUGGUUUUCUGUGAUGCUUUAUUGAAACGAAGUUCAUUUUAAGUGUAACACGUUUCUAAAAUGUUGGUUAAAAAGCAAAACAUGAGAUGAUAUUACUUUUAUCUAUAAAAUAGAAGCAAGAUAUGAUUGGUGGCACGGAUUUAUAGGAAAGUUUCGAUAAUUUAGUAAAUAUUAUAUCUAUAAGAUAAGGAUACUUUUGGUUUUGCAUUUAAAAUGUGUUAAAAUUUAGCCAAGAAAGCAAUGUAUAUGAAAAUGUUAUUGUAUUGCAAAAAAAAAACGAGCAAAAUUAUUAUUAAGAGCCAAGCUUAUAUGAAUGCAUUUGCUGUUAUUUGCUCUGUAUUAAAAUUUAGAAUGCAUGUACUUAAAGUACCUAAAGUACUCUGUUAAAAUAUCACAUAUGAAAAUAUUUAUUUGUUUAAACUGCUUGGUUGAGUUUCAAAUGCGUAACAAUAUUCUAAACAAUGUGUACAUACAUGUUAAUGAUAACUAAUUUAACAUAAUAACACCUCACACAUUUAUCGUGAUAUCUCGGAUAUUUUUAUAUGUAUUUUAACACGUUUAUCACAAAUUAAUGAGGAUGAAAGGAGACGAAUCAAGGAUAUUUGUAUUACACGAAAUUGUUAUCAAUGUUUAGCUUUUGCAGAGUGUAUAUUUCGAAUAUGAAUCUUAUACCUAUGUAAAUGUUUGAAGGGAGCAAUGUUGUGCUUUAUUAUAAUAUGUCAAAAUCAAUAAAUUCUACACCGUU